Nannospalax galili (Upper Galilee mountains blind mole rat) is the source of this 5204-nucleotide messenger RNA. RefSeq names its product BicC family RNA binding protein 1 (gene Bicc1). Gene Ontology annotation, cellular component: cytoplasm. Gene Ontology annotation, molecular function: RNA binding; protein binding. NCBI's taxonomy places the organism in Eukaryota, Metazoa, Chordata, Mammalia, Rodentia, Spalacidae. The transcript is spliced from 22 exons. The record is from RefSeq and is a predicted model, not a curated record. The coding region runs from base 30 to 3122 and encodes 1030 amino acids.
GGGCAGCGGGAGCCCGAGCGCCGCGCACCAUGGCCGCGCAGGGCGAGCCCGGGUACCCGGCGGCGCAGUCCGACCCCGGCUCCAACAGCGAGCGCAGCACCGACUCGCCGGUGCCCGGCUCGGAGGACGACCUGGCCGGGGCGCCCCCGCACAGCCCCGAGUGGAGCGAGGAGCGCUUCCGCGUGGACAGGAAGAAACUCGAGGCCAUGCUGCAAGCUGCGGCCGAGGGAAAAGGCAGGAGCGGGGAAGACUUUUUUCAGAAGAUUUCCAAUUUCUUGAAAGAAGCCAGGCAUGCCCCAGCCGCAGCCACCUCCUUCCGGAAUACUGGAGAGAGGUGGUGGAGAAGCCUGGCUUGGCUUGUCGUGGUCAAAACCCCAGACCUGAGCAUAGCAGGAAAGUUCUCGGAGUCAUCUGAAGCCCAGUUCCAGGCCUGUAUCAUGGAGGAGACAAACACGCAGAUUGCUUGGCCGUCCAAACUGAAGAUCGGAGCGAAAUCCAAGAAAGACCCCCACAUCAAGGUUUCUGGAAAGAAGGAAGACGUGAAAGAAGCCAAAGAAAUGAUCAUGUCUGUCCUAGACACAAAAAGCAACCGGGUGACCUUGAAGAUGGAUGUUUCUCACACGGAGCACUCGCACGUCAUCGGCAAAGGCGGUAACAAUAUCAGGAAGGUGAUGGAAGAGACAGGCUGCCACAUCCACUUUCCGGAUUCCAACAGGAAUAACCAGGCAGAAAAAAGCAACCAGGUAUCUAUAGCAGGACAACCAGCAGGAGUAGAGUCUGCCCGAGUGAGGAUUCGGGAGCUGCUUCCCUUGGUGCUGAUGUUUGAGUUACCAAUUGCUGGAAUCCUGCAGCCAGUCCCCGACCCCAACUCCCCUUCCAUUCAGCACAUCUCACAGACGUACGGUGUCUCCGUGUCCUUCAAGCAGCGCUCACGGAUGUACGGGGCGACUGUCAUCGUACGAGGUUCCCAGAAUAAUACGAGUGCUGUGAAGGAAGGAACGGCCAUGCUGUUGGAACACUUGGCAGGCAGCCUGGCGUCUGCCAUCCCCGUGAGCACGCAACUGGACAUUGCAGCCCAGCAUCACCUCUUCAUGAUGGGCCGAAAUGGGAGCAACGUGAAACACAUCAUGCAGAGGACUGGGGCGCAGAUCCACUUUCCUGAUCCCAGCAAUCCACAGAAGAAAUCCACCGUCUACCUCCAGGGCACCAUAGAGUCCGUCUGCCUUGCAAGGCAAUAUCUCAUGGGUUGUCUUCCCCUUGUGCUGAUGUUUGAUAUGAAGGAAGAAAUUGAAGUUGACCCGCAGUUCAUCGCUCAGUUGAUGGAGCAGCUUGAUGUUUUCAUCAGUAUUAAACCAAAGCCAAAACAGCCAAGCAAGUCUGUGAUUGUGAAAAGUGUUGAGCGAAAUGCCUUAAAUAUGUAUGAAGCAAGGAAAUGUCUCCUCGGACUUGAAAGCAGUGGGGUUACCAUAGCAACCAGUCCAUCCCCAGCAUCGUGCCCUGCCGGCCUGGCAUGUCCCAGCUUGGAUAUCUUGGCUUCGGCAGGCCUCGGACUCACUGGACUAGGUCUGUUGGGACCUACUGCCUUGUCGCUAAACACCUCAACUUCCCCAAACUCACUCCUGAAUGCGCUUAACAGCUCAGUCAGUCCUUUGCAAAGUCCGAGUUCCAGCACCCCGAGCCCCACGUUGUGGGCACCCCCACUUGCUAACACUUCAAGUGCCACAGGUUUCUCUGCUAUACCACACCUGAUGAUUCCAUCUGCUGCCCAGGCUACCUUAACCAAUAUUUUGUUGUCUGGAGUGCCUACCUAUGGGCACACAGCCCCAUCUCCCCCACCAGGCUUGACUCCUGUUGAUAUUCAUAUCAACAGCAUGCAAACAGAAGGCAAAAAAUUACCAGCCUCUUUAAAUGGACACGCACAGUCUUCAAACAUGAAAUAUGGUGCAAUAUCCACUUCAUCACUUGGAGAAAAAGUGCUGAGUGUGAAUCAUGGUGAUCCCUCCCUGCAGAGCACUGGGCCGGAGCAGACUUCCUCCAAGUCAAACCCUGCAGAAGGUUGUAAUGACGCUUUUGUUGAAGUGGGCAUGCCAAGAAGUCCUUCCCAUUCUGGGAACGCAGGUGACUUGAAGCAGGUGCUGGGCCCCUCCAAGGUCUCCCGUGCCAAGCGGCAGACAGUGGAGUUACUGCAAGGCACAAAGAACUCCCAGCUACGCAGCACCGACAGGUUGCUCUCGGACCCUGAGCUAAGUGCUGCAGAAAGUCCUCUGGCUGACAAGAAGGCCCCGGGGAGCGAGCGAGCAGCUGAGAGAGCCGCAGCUGCCCAGCAGAACUCAGAGCGCGCCCGCCUGGCCCCGCAGCCUCCGUAUGUGCACAUGCAGGCAUUUGACUAUGAACAGAAGAAGUUACUAGCCACCAAAGCGAUGUUAAAGAAACCAGUGGUAACUGAGGUCAGAACGCCUACCAACACCUGGAGUGGCCUCGGGUUCUCAAAGUCCAUGCCUGCCGAGACCAUCAGGGAGCUGAGAAGAGCCAACCACGUGUCCUACAAGCCCACGAUGACAACUGCCUAUGAGGGCUCCUCCAUGUCCCUCUCACGGUCCAGUAGUCGCGAGCACCUGGGAAGUGGCAGUGAAUCUGAUAACUGGAGAGACCGAAAUGGACUAGGACCCGCAGGUCACCACGAAUUGGCAGCGCCCAUUGGCAGCCCCAAGCGCAAGCAGAAUAAAUCAGCCGAGCAUUAUCUCAGCAGCAGCAAUUACAUGGACUGCAUUUCCUCGCUGACGGGGAGCAAUGGCUGCAGCCUCAACAGCUCCUUCAAAGGCUCCGACCUCCCUGAGCUUUUCAGCAAGCUGGGCCUGGGCAAAUACACAGACGUCUUCCAGCAACAAGAGAUUGAUCUUCAGACGUUCCUCACGCUCACCGACCAGGACCUGAAGGAGCUUGGAAUCAGCACCUUCGGUGCCAGGAGGAAAAUGCUGCUCGCCAUCUCAGAGCUAAAUAAAAACCAAAGAAAACUUUUUGAACCACCGAACGCACGCACCUCUUUCCUGGAAGGCGGAGCAAGUGGGAGGCUGCCUCGCCAGUAUCACUCAGACAUCGCCAGUGUCAGUGGCCGCUGGUAGCAGAGCCAUCUGGACACCUGCUACCUACACAGUGGACGUGAUUGCUGGACAUGAUCUGUGAACAGCCUUCACUGCAUCCCCUCCUCAGCAUUCUGGGUGUCUGGUAUCAGGACCAAAGCAUCAAACUCAGACCUACUUUAUGGCAGAAAGGAAGAGAAGAGAGGUGGCGCCAAGCAAGCCCCAAAGAUGGACUGCUUCUUCCAAUGGCAAUUGGACAAAAUUUGCAAGAUAAGGGUAGGGCUUUACUUCUUAUUUACCUGUAUUACAUAUGCACUGAUAUAUAUAUAUAUAUAUAUUUACUUAAAAUGAAGGAGAAAUUGAUAUCUGGGAUGCCAGAAAAUUUAGAAGUUAUUUUAUUGGUUUGCUUGGUUUUGGUAUUUGGGGAUUUGAAAAAAAAAUCAAAGUGGUAUUUUCUGGCAUUACUUUAAAAUAAUUAUUGAGGUCCUCCAGCACUUUACAUGGUUCCCUUUCUCAGCCUGUGGAAUGACUCUCUCUCCCACCCACCCCCCCUUUUCAUGUCUUCUGACAUUGGUACAAAUCAGAUCUGUUCACAUAUUCCUGACCCCAUCACAUUCUUGUUUGAAAUGGUACUGGAUACUAGUCUCUAGGCAGAAUUUUCUGUGGCAUUGGGAAAUGUGAGCCCACUUGGCUCUGGACCAAUUCUGUUCAUUUGUGUCAACAUCCUAGAAACUUGGCUGUGACCAUAGUUCGCUGUCACAGGUACAAAGACAGACCAAAUGGACUCUGCAAUACUAACCCUUCGCAGCCAUCAUAGGUAGCUGCUGCCUACACUGCUAGAAUGAUUUUAAUGGUGGUUGAAAGGCAAAGGGCUUUUUUUUUUUUUUAGUAUACUGCCACUAAAGGACAUUUAUUUAUAUCAAACUUUUAUUUUUAGAUAUUAUAAGCAUACAGUACAUAAUUGAUGAAAUUGAUAUUUACUAGAGAUUUAUGGUACAGAAUGGACGGCAUUCAAUAACUGGAGCCUGAGAUUGUCACUUUAUUUAAAAAGACAAAUAACCAUCUGACAAGACAGCACUGUUGCCAUUUUGAAAAGGCUAUGGUCCUUCCUUACCGUGCCCAGUAGCUACGCUCCCUGUGGUCAUGGGCCUUCCUCAAAGUGCAUCUGUCUGCUCGAAGCUGACUUGUGUUUGUUGAAAAUGGAAAGGCUUUACUUAAGUCUCCAGGGUGACAGCUUAUAAGAGAGCUGGAUUCUGAGGGAAAAAAUGUUUCCUAAGUGGCUAGAUUUAUUGUUACAAUCUUAUACUGUGAAAGUUGAAGAAAUCAGACAUUAAGUCUUUUGACUUUCAAAUGAUUUUCAAUCCAUGAAGAAAAUCACUUAAGUGCCUUUCUUCAAAGCAAUAUUAUUUCCAAGCAUAUUAAUUGUUGGAAAACUUUUCCCAUAGGGAAAAUUGUCACCUUUAGUGAUUUAUUUAUGCUCUGUAUUUCAAGACUUUCCAGAUGAACAUAAACCACUUACAAGUACUCAGUAGAUGGCAUUUGACGAGCUUAAAAAUCUAGAGAUUUGUAUACCCACCAGAUAAAUACUUGCCUAAUAUGUUUUCCAAAGCUAAGUCCAAUCAGUAAAGAAUUAAAGAGACUUUUUGCAUACAGAAAAGUUUAAAAACAGUACUGGUUAUCUGGAAGAUUAGUCAUGGGUUUUCCGCAACAUCAAUAUGUAUCUGGCACUAAACUAAGCCUUAACUGCUUUGGGAUACCAAAGGCACCCCAUGGAGAUACUGUGACCAUCUUGUGGGCAGGUAACCAUCCCCGAAGCUCACUACACAUCCGGCAUGUGAUUCCUCUUGGUCCACACGGUUCUCUAAAUUUUGUUAUUUAUUAAAUAUAAUCUUUCCCAGAUUAAAUAAGUCAUUUGUCAACUGUGCCAUAUCAUGUGUUCACAAGAGGAAGGAGAAUUAAUGCUCAGUAUUUAGCUGAUUUAGGCUUUAUGAACAGUGUUGUAAAAGUACACCGGGGGAAUCUGCCCACUUACACCAGAUUAAAUAGGGAGGCUAAAAACUUAAAACACUGGAAAUCAUUUUUUCUCACUUUCUCUUGAUGCAAUAAAGGGAAUUUGACACUACA